Molecule: messenger RNA, 3051 nt
Organism: Polyodon spathula (Mississippi paddlefish)
Lineage: Eukaryota; Metazoa; Chordata; Actinopteri; Acipenseriformes; Polyodontidae
Gene: tk2
Product: thymidine kinase 2
Exons: 10
Coding region: 103-966 (287 amino acids)
Cellular component (GO): mitochondrion; cytoplasm
Molecular function (GO): deoxynucleoside kinase activity
Source: RefSeq, a predicted model, not a curated record
GUGACAGGAGGAAGUAAGCUAAGUCGACGUCAGCAAUGGCCGAUGCAGAGGUCAGGUGGUUAAAUAGUACCCUUUUUAAAACAGUCUAACAAGUCUGGGACCAUGUCCUUUUCUAAAAUGUUAAUUAGAUUAAAGUGGGCGCAUCUGGUCCAUCGUUCAUUAGAACGAUUGCUUGCUCAAAGCAGUCCCAGGCUUUCUCAACCAAAACACAUGUGUCAUUCCCAGCAAGUGAAACAGACGAGACGAUUAUACAGCACUGGAACGCCUUAUACAAGUAAACUGAUGCGGAACGGAGAUGAGAGAAAGUCAGUUGUGUGCAUAGAAGGGAACAUUGCUAGUGGAAAGACCACCUGCUUGGAAUACUUUAGCAAAACCUGCGAUAUUGAGGUGUUGACAGAACCAAUUUCUAAAUGGAGGAACAUCAGAGGACACAAUCCACUUGGAUUAAUGUACCAGGACCCUCCACGCUGGGGACUGACCCUGCAGACCUACGUGCAGCUGACCAUGCUCGACCAGCACAUCUCGCCCAUAAUGGCUCCGAUUCGAAUGAUGGAGCGGUCAAUCUACAGUGCCAAGUACAUAUUUGUAGAAAAUCUCUUCAAAAGUGGGAAAAUGCCUGAGGUAGACUUUGCUGUUUUGACUGAGUGGUUUGAGUGGAUUGUGAAAAACAUUGACAUUCCUUUGGAUCUCAUUGUGUAUCUCCAGACGUCUCCCCAGAAGUGCUAUGAGAGACUGAAGAUGAGGUGCAGAGAAGAGGAGAAAGUUAUUCCUUUGGAAUAUUUGGAAGCCGUCCAUCAGCGGUACGAAGACUGGCUAAUCAAACAGACGCUGUAUAAAGCCCCGGCUCCUGUCCUCGUUAUUCCAGCAGAUCAUGACCUCCAGACAAUGCUGAAACAGUAUGAGGAGAACAGAUAUCGGAUACUGACAUCCGGCAACGGACAGUUCAAAGGACAUAACCUGCAAUAGGCUGGGUCCCACAGCACUGCGUAGCUUCAGCAGAAAUAUACAUAGUGGUGGACAAGGGUUUUAUGGAGAGCUAAUGUCCUUUUUAUAUGCUAUUUUUUUUCCCACUGUCCAAAAUCAUGCUCUGGAAACCAUUCUAACGAGAAUCUUCCCACCUCCACAGGUUCUUUCAGGACAAAAUGAGAAUUGUAUGUGUAAGCAUUGUCAAGCUAGGCAGAACCAGCUCACAGGACCUAAAGCACAAAGGCCUUACUCAGAUGGCAACUUAGCUAGCUGAGCAAAACAUGGGUAUGUUAUGGGCAAAUUAUAAAAUCAUGAUUGUAAACUGCUUAUGUAUCAAUUGCGUAAAUGUGCCAUGGAUGGGGACUGCCUGACAAUUGACGUUUAGUUGAGUAUGUUUUACUGAGGAGAACAGAGCUCAAGAAAGCAUCUAAGUGUGUUAAGACGGGGCAAUGGAAGCAUUCUGCAGUUGUGUUCCCAGUCAGACAGCGCCAGUGCACUGAUAGAACCUGUUUACAGGGGCACCGGUUCAGCUACUCUGCCCUUAUUCACAGCUGUUGGAGCAGGAAUGCAGUAGUAACAUGUGUUGGGUGCAAUUUUUGGCAUCGAGACGUGCCGUUUCUUUUAAAAAGACCACUGUGUUGUGUUUAGGAAAAUAGCUUGAUAGGAAUAUGACAUUUCUUGGUCUCAGGGAGAUCUGUCUGUCUUAGUUAAUUUAAAACGUUUAGGCAUCUGGCUAGCAUUUUAUCUUAAUGUUAUCUUAGUGGGGAAUCUCAAGAAGUCUUUUAUUUUGAGUUUUACUGUUAAAGUAAUUGUAGCUAACAUACUAGGUCCAUACGUUUUCAUUAUGUAGGUCUCGUGCAGUUUUGAAAGAAACACAUGGUUUAGUAAAAAAAUGAUGUCUGGUACUGCACUGCCUAACCAACCAGCUGCUUCUUCUGCUGACUGACAUGAUUUCAGCCAGUAAUGUGCUUUGACCCAGAAGAUGCGUCUGAGGUGACAUGACUCGGGAAGCGGAAAUGCAGACAGGUAACCCCAAGAAUAAGCCUUAGAAACGGAGAGCUUCCUUCAACCUAAAGUAGUACCAGAUAUUGUUUUCAUAUUAAAGUAUGUGUUUCUUUCAAAACUGCACAUUUGAGACCUGUUUAGUCAAUGGAUGUGCAAAACAAGUAAGAUUUGUGAAAACUUUUUUUGAUGUGGUACUUUCUUGACUAACUAAUGUUUACUGUACUGUUGUACACAGAUAGUGCACCUUUUGGUGUUGGUUUAGACUUAUUUAUUGUGAUUUAUGAAGAAUAACUUCAUAAAUCUAUGGCAAUAGAUGUAAACUAUGUAUCUUCCGUGUUUUGUGGACCAGAUUGAUACUGUAGAGUGAAUACAUUCUAAACAGCGUUAUGAUGGGUCAAAGAAUGCACAAAAUGUUAUAUUUUGUCUAAACUAUGAAUCACGGGUAGUGAUAGUCUAUCCUAAAACAUUCAGUCAAGUAACACUUGCAUUAAAAAAUAAGGUAGAAAAUACCAAGAUAAGAACAGAUAUUUCAGUGAUGUAUUUAUUAUUUUUAAACUGGUUUUAAAAAUUCUGACUGUCAAGUGUAUGCUUUAAUAUGUUUCAUUUAAAUCAGAUUUCAUUACUGCUUUUUUCUUCGAAUUUAUACUACUGUACAUACUAUAUAAUAAUGUUGGUUAGUCUCCAAGGGUUAAAUACAUCACAUGUUUGAUAUUUAGAUGUGCUUAUCCAUGUGUAAAUAAUCAUGGCUAAGAAGCUGAUGUUACUGAGAGAUAUUGUCUGGGUGUGGCGAUAUGUUGGUACCAGUCUGUCUGUAUUAACGUGUGGAUGGUAACCUCACGUGGGUGCUGUUGAGACAACCGCUGUCAUUUUCACAAAAACAAGAAAAUUCCGAACAGGCCCAAAAUGUGGGCAUCUAUUGCAAGCAUGUCUCCAGCUCAACUGUUCUUGUAUGCAUUUUGCAAACGUUAUUGCUUUUGUCUUUAGUGUGUUUACAGCUUUAUAUACCUGAAUAUGUUAAGUUAUUAUGUUAACUUACUCCAGUUUUUGUUUUUAAAGUUGGUAAAAAGUUAAUAAAGUAAU